GUCGCUUAUUUCGCCAGGUCGUCCGCGCUCUCAUUCCCCUUGGUCCAGCGGUAUUAGUAUAUAUUAGGUCCGAGUGGACAAUUGUGACGCUGUUGAUACAAAUAUGUAACAGCAAAAAUUUUUGGUUUUAGGUUAGGUUAGGUUGUAGGUUUGUAGGUUUUAGGUUUUAGGUUGGUAGGUAGGUUUGUAGGUUUUAGGUUGUUAGGUUGUAGGUUUGUAGGUUGUAGGUUGGUAGGUUGUAGGUAAAUAGGUAAGGUUAGGUCAGGUUUGAUUAUGUUUUUCUUUUAUUUCCAGGACAUAUAAGUAUCAUUUUUUGAUUCAGGAUGUCAAAUAAUGUAAGAAUAUGAAAACUAUCUUUUAACAGUCACUCGGACUUAAUGUAUACUUUUACCGGUCCCGCAAUGGGCAGGAGCCUGGAACGCACUGCAGGAUCACUUCAGCACGCUCGGCAAUGUUCAACAAGGUCUUCCAAACCUAGCUUCGCCUCCGCGCGGAGGGUGAAGGCCUCACCUGCAGGGCGGACAGUCCUCAGUCCUCAGCUGAAUAGACUCUGGGCGGCUCGCGAGUCGGAGCACGCAACGACCGGGGCGGGGGAAUCUCGUUCCGAACCCUGUCUAAAGCCGCCCGCAGGGCAAACUGCUGCUAGAUUGACCAGCGUGCCGAAAAAGUCGGUGACUGUCAUUCGCCGAAAACUUCUGCGGCCGUCCUGCGCCGAAAAAUUCAGCGGCCGCAUGCGCUGAAUUCGGCGCAUGCGAAGUUACGCCGGACGUGCGCUGAAAUUUUCGGUGCAAUACCGCCACUACGCCGGACAUAUUCGGCAUAACGUGCAUUUUUUCCAGUCUGGCCGUAGGUUUGUCUGAUCAUGAAUCAGGGGCAGAGUGCAGUGGAGGAGACUGGACUGAGGCAUUCCCAUUGAGUGUCAAGAUGUCAAGAUGCUUUUGGAUCUGGGAGGUGUUCAAGCUAAUGCGAUAAACUUCAUGGUGAUUUCCUCCCUUUGGACCCUUUAAAAACUGAAGAAAUCAUGAAAACAACAUGAAUGGAAAGAACACAUCAUUCAUCAUUCACCGAGAACACAAUUAGUACCGACUACCUAGGAACCAAUUUGUUUUUGCAUUUUCAACCUGAUUUUCAAUGUCAUUUUUGUCUCUAUAGUGUAUGUUCUCACCAAUCUCCUCUAUUGGGUUGUUUGGUUUCAGGCAUCCCAUUUCAGGGUAUCAAGUUAAACAUCAUCGCCUAAGAAUGCACUAGCACUAUUGUGAUACCAAUUACCAAGUCCAUUGCAUUGUGUUAACUCUGUGUUGAAAAUUGAGCAUUAAGAUGAAGGAAUCCAAGCACAAAGGCAUCGUUCUGUUGUGCCUAUUGUGCUUAAGUGCUGCUUUGGUUGAGUCAUUACCAGACCAGGGCAUUUGGGAUUUCUCUAUAACUCAGCCUGAUGAGUAUGUGGGUGUCUCGAAGAGUCUGUACAAGGGUUCAGACAUAAUUAUUAAAGUAACGUGCGGCUCCGAUCACACCAAUAUCUCGGUCGGAUGGAUGAUACGACAAACACCCUGCUGGAACGAAUACCUCGCCCUGGAAAAUCAGGCCGGGAGGAACAGCAACCUGUCGUACAUAUACGACAACCCGCAGUACCUGCCGAGUGCCGUGCCACAGCCCUACUACAACAGCACCUGGUUCUACGUGUACCCAGAGAGACCCUUCGCCUGCGACGCCGUCGUUCUGCCGGAGGUUAAAAUCAACCCUGAUGAUGGAACGGUGUCUAUUCCGGCGACGUCUACGGACAGCGAUACCGGGGAUGCCCCCAGCACGAAAGCAAAAUCCGGAGACGGGGAGCAGAGCUCUGCAGCAGCCGGGGACGGGGAUCAGAGUGCUGCAGGGACCAGCGGAGGCAACCAGAAAUCUGCAGCGGCCAGCGCCGGUGACCAGAGCGCUAAACCGGCCGGAGACAGCGGCGGAGACGGCAAUAAACAGAAGCCGACCAAGAAAGCCGCGCGCGUGCAGCGAGCGGCGGCCUCUGGCGGCUCGCCGGCCCACCGUCAGAUGCAGGCUCCGGCUGACGGCAUCUUCCUACUGGUGGUACACGUGACCAGUCUGGAGCCGCGCCUGCCGCCCACUCCGCUCAACGUCACAGUACACAUAGAGAUGAAGGCCGACUACGGCUACCUGUCCGCCGCCGACUGGCCCAACUUGCCGUUUUACUCGGUGAUGUGCGCCGUGUACGUGCUGUACGGCCUCGGCUGGCUGGUCGUCUGCGCCAGGCAGUGGAGGGAGCUGCUGCGCAUCCAGUUCUGGAUCGGAGGCGUCAUCGCCAUGGGCAUGCUGGAAAAGGCCGUGUUUCUGGCCGAGUACGAGUCAGUGAACCGCACCGGCCACAGCGUCUGGGGCGCCGUGGUGUUCGCAGAGCUCGUCUCCUGCGCCAAGCGCGCCCUCGCCAGAAUGCUCGUCAUCAUCGUCUCGCUCGGCUUCGGAAUUACAAAACCGCGGCUGGGCCCGCUGCUGCACCGGAUCAUGGCGGUGGGCCUGCUGUUCUUCAUGUUCGCCUCGAUCGAGAGCUGCACGCGCGCGCUGCGCCCCAAGAACGACCUGUCGGGCGGCACGCUGGGCACUUCUGUGGUGCUGGCGCUGCUGGACUCGGGCAUCUGCUGGUGGGUGUUCAGCGCUCUGCUCAACACCACGCGCACACUCAGACUCAGGAGGAACGAGGUGAAGCUGACGCUGUACCGCCACUUCACCAACACGCUGAUCCUGGCCGUGCUGGCCUCGGUCGGCUUCAUGGUCUGGAUGGUGAGGUUCCACCGCACGGCCGGCUGCCUGCGCCAGUGGAAGAACCUAUGGGCCGACGAGGCCUGCUGGCACGUCCUCUUCUCCAUCAUCCUGCUGGUCAUCAUGCUGCUCUGGAGGCCGACCAACAACAACCAGAGGUACGCCUUCACACCUCUGCUGGACGCUGGGGACGAGGACGAAGAAGACGAACUGUUCAGGUCGGACGCCUACCACGACCUCAAGAUGCGCUCCCGAGGACAGAGCUCGCCGGGCGACUCGCACAACCGGCGCUCGCGCAACAACUCGGACGACGACCUCAAGUGGGUCGAGGACAACAUCCCCGCCUCCAUGGAGCCCGCCCUGCCCGCCAUGGACUCAGACGAGGAGGUGAUGCAGGCCAAGUUCGAAAUCAGUAAGAUGCAGUGAUCCCCCGCGUGUGCCGGCCGCUCGCAUUAACCCACCAGGCGGGGGCCGGCUGCAGUAAUUGUGCUGUAUAUUCUUCCUCUGCGGUGAAGAGGGUUGAGCGCACGGAAGUGAGGUGCGUGCGAGGGUCCGAGUGGGCUGUGCGGGCGGUGGUUAGGUCGGGUAAGGGAGAGAGACGUACUGCCGGUGUUGAAUGGGGUGUCCUUCCCGAACGGGUUGGAAAGAUGGAGAGCUCCUUUGGAGUGUCGCCCCAUAUGAGGCGUUUCCUUCAGUGCCGUCUUAUAUGAGACUUAUGGGACGAGAGACUUCGUGAGGCACGGGGCAGUGUGGAGGGAGAUACUGGAUUUUCCAAAUGGGACAGCGAAGCCCGGAGGGUCAGCGACACUGAACGAUAUGCUUUGAGCACGGGACCCACACCACCAGGCUGUCUGUGUAAGACAUCGGCACGGUCCUUACGGAACCAUUACGGACGGUCAGUGACAGUGGAUGAUAUGGCUGGAGCGCCGGACGAUCCGCAUGAGACACGGGACUUCGAAUGAGACACCGGACUGUCACUAUGAGAUAUCGGUACGCUCCUUAUGGAAUAAGAGAGGGUCAGUGACACGGACAAUAUGUUUGGGACACCUGACGGCCCGUAUGAGGCAUUUGACGGUCCAUAUGGGACACUGACUGUCCGGGUGAGACAUCGGACGUCGAUAUCAAACGUUUGACGGUCCGUACGUGAGCUCGGACGAUCUAUUUUGGACAGCGAACGAUCGAUGAUAGCCAAUGAGGCUCUGGACAUGACGAUCGUGACGUGGGACGAAUUUCGAGGGCGUGACGUUGAUUUUCAUCUGCGUUGUAUGUGUUGUGACGUUAUUAUUUAAUUGCUGCUGCACUGGUGUAUAUUGGUAUGGCAAUGUUAUCUUCGUAUCAAGUGUUUGUUGCUUUCAGGAGAGGUGCGUUUGAGAAUAUGCUAAUGCUAUCUGGACGCUUUCCCUCAGGCUUUGUGGAAAAUUGCGUUUGGGUUGCUAGAUUCGUGAAACAUUUUAUUAAUGUUCAAGAUAGCUGUUCGUUUGACACAAUAUAAUAAUCUUAUAUA
Messenger RNA from Amphibalanus amphitrite, 4264 nucleotides. RefSeq names its product transmembrane protein 87A-like. Gene Ontology annotation, cellular component: Golgi apparatus; membrane. Lineage: Eukaryota; Metazoa; Arthropoda; Thecostraca; Balanomorpha; Balanidae. Bases 1318 to 3186 code for a protein of 622 amino acids. The transcript is spliced from 12 exons. Gene Ontology annotation, biological process: retrograde transport, endosome to Golgi. The record is from RefSeq and is a predicted model, not a curated record.